GUAUCUACAUACAAACCAAAUCAUUGUCAUUGCUACAUUACCCCACAAACAGCCUUGGCGCCAGUUGCUUCUAUUUUUCCUAAUUACUUACCUCCCCAACUUUUCUAUAUUGGCUGCUGCUCUCCCACGAACCUUCUUUGCUCAUUUGCCAUGAAACUCGAGAAUAUCAUCCUUAAAAAUCUACUAUGGGAAUAGAGACACUCGCUUUGGAAUUUGAACCUUCAGGUUUUACUCCCGUACGACGGCGUCUUUCCACGGUAAACACUAGACAAGCACAUGGCGAUCCAGAACAGGAGUGGACCGCGGCGAGGUGUAAUCGUUUACUUCGAGCCUUGACGUCUAGAAUAUCAAUCCUCAAGAAGGACAUUUCUCGAUUCCAGUCUGCUGCUUCGUCGAGAAACAAUGUGGUGGAGGUGAAAACUGGGGCAGGCCAGAAGCGUGGGAACACUCCGCACAGUGAUAUGGAUUGGACUCGUCCCAAAAAAAGAAUCAAACGGACAUACUCAGGUCGUGGCGGGAGGGCAAGUCAUGACCGCCGGGGCGUUUCUGAUGGAAUACAGCCGUCCGUGAAGGAUAUAAGACGUCUGAUACCCGGAGAUAUCUCCGUGCCCACGCCCAUACUCAAUCGCGCAAGAAGGGGCCUUGUGGGGAGUCAAUAUACUGCUUCUGUUCUUGAUCAUCAAGACAUCCAACCGCUAGAUAACAAGGGAAAGAAACGCCUUAAAGCCAAGGAUAGAGAUGCACAUUUCCAGCUUUCCGAGACGAUGCGAGAAAUACGAAGGAAUACACCCUCUACUCGGUACGCUACUUACGAAGGAAUUUACUACGGACUGGAGGCGUUGCUCAAAGUAACUGCAUCGGAUGGGCCAGAGGUGAAACGACAGGGGCCCCGGUCAUUGCAGUCGAUGUGCCUAGGAGCUGUUCCACGUUAUAUUGCUCAGGAAGAAGCGUUAUUGUUGGUUCAGCUGGAGGAAACUGGUGGCAAGUCAGCCAUCAAUAGGAGAGACGUUUCGACAGAGAUUUACGAUGAUCUGGAAGCUUUUGGAUCAAUGGGACGUGGUUGGAAACCUCUCAGGACCAUUGUACGGUCACAUGGGAUCCAAGUCAUUUGCGAGGCUAUGCAGGAUGGCUUGCUCGACGUGGAAUUCUGUGGAAUUUUGAUCACACUUUGCGUUAAUAUGUCCGCAACUAGAGAGGCCGAAAUACUACUCUCAGCGCUCCUAUCUGUUGGAAUUUUCCCUGAACCGAAGACCGUUUUCACUCGAUUCGAUGAUGAUAUUGCGACUCGACCCCUAUCAAUAUUCUGGAAUUUCGUAGAACACAGAAGUUGCUUCUCUUAUCAAUAUAGGCAGCUGGCAACUAUGAUCGCCGAUGGCCUCCUACCCAUCGGCUGGUUAGCAACCAAAGAGUUUGUCACAUUCUGGACGAGAACUAUACAGGAAAUUUCCCCAGACUCGACAAAUCCAGAUGCUAUCAAUUUUUUGAAUACAGUACUACCUAUGCUUGCUGCUUAUGGAGACAGUGCUGGUAGGACUGGGCGGGUUUCCGAGACUGUAGAGGCCGGUCUUCUUGAAGCAGUAAAGCAAGCAUUCUCAAGUUUGUUGACAACUCUCUCGGCUAUCGUAAUCCUGAGCAAGGAGAACAUGGUCCCGAUAGAAGAGACAAAAGCAUCCUCUUCUAGCUAUAUGGAAGUUGUUACCUUGCUCCAGAGCUGUCUGAUACAGUGGAAGCUCUGUCGCGGGUCUAAUAUUACGGGUACUUUGUUGGCGUUUGCAAUUCUCGUUGUGGAAUCUUCCUAUGGAGACCCUGCACGCUUCGAUGCUGAUCUUGUUGAUCUCCUUUUAGAAAAUUUACGCCAGACCAAUCGUUCUACCCGGUUGUCAGCAGCUCUUGAUGGGCUUGUUGCAUUCGUAUGCUCCAUAGCUCGAUGCUGUGGCAGAGGAGCCUCAAAUUCUGGUUUUGAAUACCUGCAGCAUUUGCAUAUGUUACUGGAGGGUUUUGGAGACAAUAAAGGGCCAGGUGACGGACAGAUUGUGCAGGAGAUAAUCGUCGAUAGCGCGUUUGCUUUUGCGCAGCAAGCUCCAGGCCGGAAACAUCUUGAAUAUGCAGCAAGAAUGGAGGCAAAGUUCCACGUUGUGAAGCGUGAAUCGAUGCUUGCCUCGCCAGUAGGAUCUUCUACUGGUAGGAAUAGCGUUGGUUUUCGUUGGGAGGAGGGUAUCAGCGAAUGGGUCGCAGCUACUCCUGCCAUGAGCUGCUUGAAAUCCCACAAAGCCACAGAAUACUCUAUGGACGAGACCGAGUGCGACACACCCUCUUGUCCUUCGGCUUAUCGACAAUUGCCUAAAGAUUCAGUCCCAAUAAUCUUGAAAGCCCGGCCGACAGAUUCAGCUGGUCUUGAUAGCACUGAUCAGUAUAGAAACAUGCGCCUUCCCAGUUCUCCCGGACACGGAUCGGCCCAAACAUACGACAGCUACGACGCUGAAGACGAUUUCAUCACUACUUCCCCGAGAAGUAAAACUGAUUCUGGAACGGACCACUGUGAAUCUGACGACGAGCUCCUUCCGAGUUCUCUCCAGAGCCAAACUCUACAUGCUAAUGAUUCAUUCUCCUCAACUGCCCUCUCAUGGGCAUCGGCUUCGAGCAACAAAUCCAUAUGUCGUCGGUACGUGGACCGGGCUCCGAGGUUGAGCAGAAGGAUACUCCGAGACAGUCUACAGUGGCAGCUAUUCGAUGAAAGCGAUGAUGAGCUCAGUUCCUUUCCAACCUCAUCUCAAAGCAAUAUGGCUUUGCGAGAUAUCACAAAUCUUGUGGGUGCAAAUGCAAAUGCAAAUGCAAAUGCUAGUACUAUGUGCCGAGGAAAGCGGUCAUCAGAACGACUGAAGUCAAUUGGGGGCUUUGGAGAAUCCCUCCUUGGCGAAAGCGAGGACGAAUUGUGUAUCUGAUGCCCCAGAACAGGAUAAUCUUGCUUGAGGGCUUCUUGGUUAUCAUGUCCCUGUAGUGGUUGGCUGGAACGUGUUCUGCAGCAUCCACGCGUACAGACCGUAAGCGUCUGGUUUCUAAGCCGUGAUUGGGCGCCGCCGUAGGCCAAGGCAAUGCGAGGAAAUCCGCCUCGAUAUCCAGAAAAAUACGGGUGACUUGGGCGAGGUAGUACAGAGGGCGUUGGCUGCUUGACUUUGUACAUAUGCUCGUUUACCCUAUCAGAUAGCGUACAUACUGGAUGGAUACUGUUCGUCGCAAGACACUUGACAGACUUGACAGACUAUGUGAGCCGUGUUCCCAGG
This is a messenger RNA of Amorphotheca resinae ATCC 22711, 3281 nucleotides long. RefSeq lists its product as hypothetical. Lineage: Eukaryota; Fungi; Ascomycota; Leotiomycetes; Helotiales; Amorphothecaceae. Bases 186 to 2942 code for a protein of 918 amino acids. The transcript is spliced from 2 exons. The record is from RefSeq and is a predicted model, not a curated record.